GUUCGCAAAGCUGGUCUGCGUGUUCACGUCGAGGAAGGCCGAGCGCUGCAAUUCGCGCACACCUUGCAACUUCCGGUCCCCGUCGUCCACGACCUGAUCUCUGAUGGCCAAAGGACUGAGAUCUUGAUGGCAUUCGCCGAAGGAGAAUGUCUCGAAGAAGCAUGGCCCUCCAUGGACCCGGAACAGAAGAGUUCCAUUGCAGAGCAGCUCAAGCAAUUUAUCAACACUAUGCGUGAAGCAGAACCCAAUCAGCCUGGAAUCGGAGCACUGGGAGGUCCAGCUCGGGACUUGCGCCAAUUCACAGAUUAUUACGGCGGCCCUUUCAGCAGUGAGACAGACUUCAAUGAGUUCGUGCUAGAUUUUCUCCCUACCACGCCAUCACCGAUCCGAGCGGCAAUCACAAAUUCCUUCGAUAACCGCAACAAGAUAGUUUUCACACAUGGUGACCUCACGCCCCGGAAUGUCAUUGUGAAAGACGGUCGAAUACAGGCAAUACUGGACUGGGAGUAUUCUGGAUGGUAUCCGGAGUAUUGGGAAUAUGUGAAAUUCUUCGACAGGCCCACAGCUUGCAGGGACUGGAAAGACUACGCUACAAACAUCUUCGACAAGCAAUACACGCGAGAACUCCUCACUUUCCAAGCCUUAGCACGAUGGCAGCGACCGUAA
Messenger RNA from Pseudocercospora fijiensis CIRAD86, 666 nucleotides. RefSeq lists its product as uncharacterized. The transcript has a single exon. Lineage: Eukaryota; Fungi; Ascomycota; Dothideomycetes; Mycosphaerellales; Mycosphaerellaceae. The record is from RefSeq and is a predicted model, not a curated record. The annotation marks the transcript as partial.